Erigeron canadensis is the source of this 1793-nucleotide messenger RNA. Its product is annotated as protein MICRORCHIDIA 6-like. Gene Ontology annotation, cellular component: nucleus. Gene Ontology annotation, molecular function: ATP hydrolysis activity. The record is from RefSeq and is a predicted model, not a curated record. The transcript has 15 exons. NCBI's taxonomy places the organism in Eukaryota, Viridiplantae, Streptophyta, Magnoliopsida, Asterales, Asteraceae.
UAUUUUUUCUUAACUCCAAACCCUAAUUUUUUUCCCCCUCUUUCUUUCUUUUUUGUUCUUAAUUUCAAACACACUGUGAAUGAAAUAAUCUUGAUGGACAUUUCUGAGUUUUUAAAUUUUGAUAAUCUCGAAGAGGAGAGUAGACCUAUUAAAUCGGAGUCGAAUCUUGGUGGGAAUAGUUAUAGUGAUGCCCCGCCGCAUAAAAAGUCCAAGAUUCAGGGUGUAAGACAAGAUGCUUAAGAAAACUGGAGCUCUAGUGGUGUAAGUGUGUUGGAUCAAGAACAAUCACUAGUAGACGACGCAAACCUUUGUUCAACAUCGCCAGUGUGUGCUGCACCGGUUUGUAGACAGUUUUGGAAAGCUGGAACCUACAAUGAUGAUCUUGCUCCUAAGUCAACAACUAAACCGGGUUCUAGUUAUCUACACAUACACCCAAAAUUCCUUCACUCAAAUGCUACUUCUCACAAAUGGGCAUUUGGUGCCAUAGCCGAGCUGAUUGACAAUGCGGUGGACGAGAUACAAAAGGAGGCUACAUAUGUAAUUGUAGAUAAAGUAAUAAGCCCAAGAGAUGGAAGUACAGGCUUGCUAAUUCAAGAUGAUGGCGGUGGGAUGGACCCAGAAGCGAUGCGCCAUUGUUUGAGCUUUGGGUUUUCAGAUAAGAAGUCAGAGUUUGCAAUUGGGAAGUAUGGAAAUGGCUUCAAGACCAGUACUAUGAGGCUUGGAGCAGAUGUGAUAGUUUUUACCCGCUACUUAACUGGAAGUUCAUUGACCCAAAGUAUUGGACUUCUAUCAUAUACAUUUUUAACUCAAUCAGGCUAUGACAGGAUAGUAGUCCCAAUGGUUCACUACGAGUGGAACUUUAUGACAGGCACUUUUGAUCCCCUAUAUCCACAAAGUAAUGAAAACCCAAACUCAAACCUAUCUGUCAUCUUGAAAUGGUCUCCAUAUUCAACAGAAGAGGAACUAUUGAAGCAGUUUGAAGAUGUUGGUUCUCACGGAACAAAAGUCAUUAUAUACAAUUUAUGGCUUGAUGAUGACGGGAAUUUGGAGCUUAAUUUUGACUCUGAUCCUGAGGACAUCCUUAUUACCUGGGAUGGAAAAGGUAAAAUGAAAGAAGGUUCCCGUAAGGCAGCGACAGAUCAGCACAUCUCUAAGCAGCUUCGUUAUUCUCUUCGUACAUACCUAUCCAUCUUGUAUCUAAAAUUACCCGAGACUUUCACAAUGGUACUGCGAGGGAAAGUUGUUAUGUAUCAUAAUAUUGCUAACGAUCUGAAGCACACGGAAUAUAUCUUGUAUAAACCUCAAAGUGACAGAGGUUCCGAGGGUGCGGUGGUUACAACGAUAGGCUUUGAUAAGGAGGCUCCAAAUGUGAGCUACCAUGGUUUUAACAUCUACCAUACGACCCGUUUGAUACUGGCAUUUCAGCCGGUUGUCCAAUAUGCUGACAGUCGAGGCAGAGGUGUUGGAAUAGUAAUGCGGGUCAUAAUAGGAAUGCGGGUUAAAUUGGUGCGACUUAACGCGACCAAGUUAAUAGAAACGGUAGCUAGAUCGGUCUAGAAUGGUCUAGCUUGGUCUAGGUCGACCUUGGGAGGUCUAGCUAGACCUCAAUGGGCCGAAAUGAUUAUGGGUUCGUGUCUUGAGUAAUAGCUUCGGUCCAUAUUCGAUUAGUAUAAAUAGGAGAUUAAACCUUAUGCUUAAGAAAAAUCUCUCUAGUUUGUUUUCGGUUUAAGUAAGCUCGUGUGUUAGUUGUAAUCGUUAUUACCGAAUUAAUACAAAGCUUCGUAUUAUUCUCA